AGGAUCUCAAGAGGUCGCAGAGGAGUGUGGGACGGUGGCGGACUGUGUUAAUGUCUGCCUACUCAUUAAUAAGGUGCGUGUCCCCUGUGUCCGCUUCGGUCGCCCAUUUAGGAAUGUGCCCUAUGGCACUGGAGUUUGAGUAAAUCGCGAGGAAGGCGCGUUCGGAGCGAAUUCGCUAUUUUCGGCGCUCGCGCUGUCAUUUUCACCCGUCAGUUGCCAAACGUCGGAGCCUGAGCCGUAUUUGUCGCUGCAUUGAUAGCUAGUCAGCUAGUUAGCAGGAGAACUAGCUCAUUCGGUGGCUAGCCAGCUCGCACUCUGAGCUUUCAUUACCUAGCACUCAAUAAAUUCAAUUUAUUUAACCGGACCGUCAUCUGUGCGUAUUCUGGUGUAUUAGCCAACUACUUGAUCAGCAAAAAGGGUGAGCCGAGGGGGGCAGGGAGAGAACGACGGAGGCGCGGUGAGCCAGGAGCGGCCGAUGAGUUCAGACCAGGGCGGAGAGCCGCAGCUGCAGGAGGAGGCUGAGCCGGGACCCAAAACCCGAGGGGAGGACGAGAUCACACCCGGGACCGGAGGAGACUCAGGCGUCAUGGUCACUGCUAAAGGAGCUGGUCUGAACCCUAAUGCCAAGGUGUGGCAGGAGAUUCCUGCAACACAACAUGAAGCUCCUGUGGAUGGCACUGUGGCCUCCCCCUGGUCCCAGAACAAUACGACUGAAGAUACCUCUGUAGGUAAACAGUACAUGCCUGGCUUCUCUGCUCUCGAGGACAACAGCACCUCUAGUACUGUAGUUGGUGUGGUGAACGGGAUGGACCCCCCUGACCAAAGCUUCCCGGUUUGUGAGCGCACUACAGCAACUAAUGCAGUGGAGUCCAAGCUCCCUGAGGAACAGCCCGUCUCUGAAGAGACUUUGCGUGAGUCUCUCAAAAAAGAAUUGGAGUUCUGUUUCUCCAGGGAGAACUUAUCUAAGGAUCUUUACCUAAUAUCUCAAAUGGACAGUGACCAGUUUGUCCCCAUUUGGACUAUUGCCAGCAUGGAAGGAAUCAAGGUCCUCACAACUGACAUGGACCUCAUCUUGGAUGUCCUGAGAUCAUCUCCUAUGGUCCAAGUCGAUGAAAAAGGGGAAAAAGUGCGGCCAAAUCACAAGCGUUGCAUCAUCAUUUUGCGAGAAGUUCCCGAAACAACACCUGUUGAGGAAGUGGAAGCCUUGUUUAAGAAUGACAACUGUCCCAAGGUAAUAAGUGUGGAGUUUGCGCACAACAACAACUGGUACAUUACAUUCCAAUCAGAUACAGACGCUCAACAGGCAUACAGAUAUUUAAGGGAAGAAGUGAAGACUUUUCAGGGAAAACCAAUCAUGGCCAGAAUAAAAGCCAUCAACACGUUCUUUGCGAAGAAUGGUUAUCGAAACCUGGACUGCAGUGUGUAUCCUCAGCAAUCUCACACUCAGUCGCAGUACAGCUCCCCUCUCUUCAUGCAGCCUGUUUACAGCCCCCAGCAGCAGUACCCACUCUACGGCAUAGUACCUCCUACCUGGACGCCAUCUCCUACUCCAUACUUCGAGACUCCCCUGGCUCCUUUUCCCAACAGUGGUUUUGUUAAUGGAUUUAGCUCACCUGGACACUACAAAACUGGCUCAAAUUCUCUAAACCUCAGCCGUCCCUUCAACAGGAACCGUGUUCCACUCUAUUCAAGAAAGAAUGUAAUAAAUGCCUUCAGGAACCAUGUGAAGCCUCAGACGAGGGCUAAUGAUGGACUCUCUUCCACUGUGUCCCCGGUGGCUCUUGUGGAUGGACUCUCUGGUCUGCACAGUCCCCAGCCUCCCUCCAGCGGCGGGCCGGUGCUGUCAUCCACCGAGAUCAACACAUCUUUUUCACACCUAUCUUCCAACGAUCCAACUGAUGAUGGCAUCAUGGCGGGACGUGGGAGGAGAACAACGUACAGAGGCACUCGAAGGCGGCGAGAGGAUGAUCGCACAACAAGACCAGUUCCCCUGUCUCAAGUGAAAGUACCGCCCCCCAAAUUUGACCUGGCCGCCUCCAACUUCCCUCCGCUGCCUGGCUGCUCUGUAAGUCCACAGGGGGAGCCUGUGCUGGAGAACCGCCUCUCUGAUGUUGUACGGGGCCUGAAUAGGGAAAAGCAGCAGGAUUCAAGCAAAGAGUCCGUUGUGAGUCCCACAAGCCCAGCCACAGAGGAGACUAUCUCCAGGCCCUCCCAGCCUGUAGCCAAGAUGACUGCUCACGUUCCUGAACCCAUGACCUCCAUCUCCAACCACCUGGAGAAGAAACCUGAGAACGUGGAGUCCCCGGUCUAUAAAGAGACGCCUGUGACCUCUACUCCUGUCUUAGCCGUGCUGCCCACCCCUGCCCCAACAGCACCUGGUCCGAAGCUUCAGCCUAGCUUGGCCACGACUGCAGCCCCUCAAUCUAACACUGCCCCCUCCAGCACCCCGGCGCUGGAACCUCGCAAGCUCAGUUACGCUGAAGUAUGUCAGCGGCCACCUAAGGAUCCCCCUCCUCCAGCAUCCACUUCCUGCCCUAACAAUGCAAGUGCACAGCCUUUGAGAGAGCUGCGUGUCAACAAGGGGGAUGAGCAGCCCUCCAGCCCUGCAAGCAAACCUGAUCGGCCUCAGGAAACGGUGGGCAACUGCAAGGCCAGGGAGGGCCGGCCGGCCCGUGACUCCCAGAGCUUUUCUCGCAGCAACGGACCCCCCAGAACCAGUACAGGGGGAUUCAAGCUACGAGAGCAGCAGAGACGCCCCCCUUUCGGCCAUCGCGGUUCACCCCAGGGAGGUUCCAGACACACUGGAAAAGAGCAGAACAUCCCCCCCAUAUCGCCAAAGUAAAGACUCUGAACAGAAAUCCUUAAUGUAUGAAUAUUUACACACACACACGUACAUACACAUGCACACACAUACACACAUGUGUGUGUAUGUGUAUGUGUGUAUAUAUA
This is a messenger RNA of Pimephales promelas (fathead minnow), 2949 nucleotides long. RefSeq names its product La ribonucleoprotein 4Aa (gene larp4aa). Gene Ontology annotation, biological process: positive regulation of translation. NCBI's taxonomy places the organism in Eukaryota, Metazoa, Chordata, Actinopteri, Cypriniformes, Leuciscidae. Gene Ontology annotation, molecular function: mRNA 3'-UTR binding. Gene Ontology annotation, cellular component: cytoplasmic stress granule; cytosol. The record is from RefSeq and is a predicted model, not a curated record.